Trichobilharzia regenti is the source of this 1361-nucleotide messenger RNA. The record is from the annotation of a GenBank genome assembly. Lineage: Eukaryota; Metazoa; Platyhelminthes; Trematoda; Strigeidida; Schistosomatidae.
GCCUAAAUAACUUAUGAGGUUUAAGUACAGACAUGUUUCAACAUACUUGCAAAUUUUACAUGUUGUCAGUUGACAGAAAAUUCCACAAUUUGUAAACAGUGCUCAGAAGUUUGCGCUUAUAUAGUUUUCACACAGGCAGUUCAGGUUAAAACAAAAUAAAUGUAUGCAGAAAAUGGUAAGAGAGUUACGCAAUAAAGAUGAGAUAUGCGUUAGAUGCAUAGUGACUAGUAAGUUAGGUAACAAUGAACUGAGUUGAGCUCUAAUCAUAGAAACAAGAGACAAACAAAAUUACAGAUUAUAGAAAGGGAGGGUGAGAAUAGAGGCAAAGAUUACGUAAUCAGAUGAGAGAAAAAAAGCAUCCAGUUACCAAGGCAAGGAAAGACUAAUAACUGCUUCUUUCUGAACACAUAGAUCAGGUUUCAUGCGUUUGAUAGAAAUCGCUUCAGCAAACUUAAGGAGAAUUGAGCUCAUUUGCCUAUUGAUAAUUUUGAACGACUUUUCGACGUCCACCUCAUGACCCGUAUAUGGUCACAAGAAUUGUUUUUGUUUGAUUUCAUAAUCUUCAAUUGAAAAUAUUGGUUAAUAUAUUCCUUAUUGAUUAACUCAUUCUUGUUUCAUGAAAUCUUUAUCAGGUUUCCAUUAAAUGACGUCCGAACACUUAGGGGUUGUUGACGCGCUUCCAUACUUCGAUAAAGGAUAUGAUGAUCCUGGAAUAAGAGAAGCUGCAGCUCUUCUAGUCGAAGAGGAGAUGAAACGAUACAGGCCGACAAAAAACUAUUUGGAACAUCUUCCCUCUUUAUCGGGACCGAUUCAAAUGAAGUUCGAAACUGAGGUGAUGAAAGCUGAGUUUGACAGGCUCUCCAACCGUCUACCAAUGGAAAUGUUAAGUAUGAAACGUUACGAGUUGCCGCCGCCCCCUGCUGGAAAAAUGACCGACGUGAAAGCUUGGCAAGACGCAAUGGAGAAUGCUGAAGCACAGUUAGAACAUCAAGCAACAAGAAUUGAAAAUCUCGAAUUAAUGGCCGAAUAUGGAUGCAAUGCUUGGAAACAGUACAACAAUGUUUUAGAAAACUCUCUGCAAAUUUACGAGAAAGAGCUCUUGGAAAUAAGGUGACUUAUUAUUUACAUAUAAUGAAUGUGGUAAUCUAAGCUUUUGUAUUGUAAUGCAUUUACUGAAAGAUGUUAAACAUUCUACGGAAAUUAUUAAUUUAUAAAUAAUUGAGAAAAUGAGUGACAUAUUCGCCAAAACUGUUUAACAUGUGAAAAAAAUCCAGUCUUUACUGAUAAAUUUGUGAAAAUGCAGCAACAGUAAGGGAGUUUACUGUUACUAUUACUACCAUUCAGAAAAAAAGAUUUUUGUG